CCAUGAUUGUUAAUAUGCCACCCGUUGGUGGAUCGGCGGCGGGAAGUCCCCCCAAUAAUAAUAAUAAUAACAAUAAUACCACUAAUAAUAACACUACCAAUGGCUAUAACUUUUUGAAGCGGAAGUAUGUGGAACAGGAGCUGAGCCUGGGCCAGGAUUUCGAGUCGCUGGAGUCAUCGAAUCCCUGGAAGAAACGCCAUUUGGAUGCCUACGAUGCGGGGGACUUGCAAUUCCACCUGCAAAUGGAUCAGCCGGCGGCUGUCAAAGAUUCGGUUAGUGCCGAUCCUGCUACUCCUGCCACAGGAUCGAGUUUCAUCAACGAUCUGUUCGCCUAUGAUACCACACUUCUGGUGCCCACUCCGACUCCCACGGCCCACUACUCCACGCACUGCCCGCCGUCGGCUGGGGGCAGUGGCGCUGCAGGUGGCGGCGGAGGAGGAGGUCCUUUGGAGGACAAUGGCGGCUGGCAGGCUGGGGAGUUGCUGGAGCUGGAUCAUCGCUACAACUCUGGGCUGCAGGCCGAGUUGGGCCAAUUGAAUGCCACAUUACCACCUCCUCCUCCACAUCAACAGCAGCAGCAACAACAACAGAAUCCUGUCCCGACCGGAAGUCCUAGUUUUCUCUUCCCACAAAAGCAACGGAUAGUAACCACUGGAAGACGCACUUCCUCGGGCUCUGGGUCAGGAUCGAACGGCGUCCAGGAGGCCACAGAAACCGAUUUCGAGGACAAGAAUCUCUCCUGGCUGCUCAACUUCAAAUUCGACGAGUUUCCCCAUCUCUCGCCGCACAAUCAGGCCGGAAACGGAAAUGGCCAGCCCGUGGUUCUGCCCGAGGGCAGUGCCCCGCUUCCAGGAUCAUCAUCGGCCUUAGGCCACUCACCCUGCCAGUCCACCUCGCCCACACCCGCAUCUGCAGCCGGCUCCCUAGCAGGAUCCACAUCCGCAUCUGCCAUUUCCGCCUCCGCCACAAACUCGAAUCAUUCUCUGAUUUCUGAUCAGAGAGCCAGAUCUCCAAAGAAUUGUGCCAGUACAGGAAUGCCGGUGGGAGCAGGUGGUGUCAGUAGUGGCGGUGGAGGAGGAGGCGUGGCGGCUGGAGGUCCGGCCGGAGGAUCUGGUUCGAACAAAACCGGACGCAAGUUCGAGGAGCUCGUUAUGGAGGUCACCUCCGAACUGGACGGCAAUGACAUGAUCGUCGCCGAGCAUGUUGUGGUCGAGGAUACCACCUCCAAGGCGCCAAAGAAACCACCGUUCACCUACACGGAGCUCAUAGAAUACGCCCUCGAGGACAAGGGUGAGCUGACUGUGUCGGGUAUAUACCAGUGGAUAUCUGACCGCUUUCCCUACUACAAAUCCAAUGAUGAUCGCUGGAAGAAUUCCGUGCGACACAACUUGUCUAUAAAUCCGCAUUUUCGUAAAGGAGUCAAGGCGCCACAAGGGGCAGGCCACCUGUGGGCCAUUUCUAGCGGGGAUUCGGCCGAAAAUGUUUUAGCCUGGGAGCAUAAAAAGCAACGUCUGGAUUUGUUCUUUAAAAUGGAAUCCAUUAACCGAGAGCGUAUACAACAUCAUCAGCAACAGCUCCAGCAACAGCAGCAACAACAUCAGCAGCAACAGCAACAUCAGCAGCAACAGCAACAGCAGCAACAGAAUUGUCAGUCGCCGCAACAGCAACAUGCAACACAAUCGAACAGUUGCCUCUACGAUGAAGCGGCUGUGGCGGCUGCCACUCUAACCCAGGAGAUGCUGCAACACCAGACCCCCAAUAACGCAGCCGGCGAGUCUCAGCCCCCGAAUCAUUCGCACGCCCAUGUCCAUCACAAUCACAAUCAUUCCCACAAUCAUUCGCAAUCACAUUCGCAUCACAAUCAUCAGAGCCACCAGAGACUGUUGCCGUUCAACGAUCUCCUGAGUGACGAUGAACUCCGGAAGACGGCCGGCCAGAUCUUGAACGGCAUCCACCGGGAAGUGGAGGUCCAGUCCGUUAACUCCAUCAUCAGUACUUACCACGAUGUGCUGUUAGAUAAUGAGGAUUAUCUGAAUCCAAUACACAAGGAUGUAGUGGUCACGGAGAGCGGUCUGAGGCAGCAUCAUGGCCAUAACCUGGCCGGUGGCAGUGGCAAUAUGAGCAACUCCCAGUACUACAUCACUGAAAUAGAUCCCAUGGAGCUGGGCAUACAAAUGUCGCAUCAGGUGGAACCGUCCGAGGAGGAGGUCCUCUUCAGCGACGAAUUCAAUCUGAACUACUUUGGUUAUAAUCCCGGUAGUGAUAUUGUCGCUUGACCGCGAAAACAGCAGGCAGCUCCACCAGCUCCCGCCCAGCCAAGCAAUUGAAUUGGAAAACAAUCGUAACUGUAGCCCAUAUUCUUAGAUACUUCUAAGCCAACUCUAAACGAAUACUAGUCACACUUACUAACCAGUAACCACCUACCCAUCAUCCAUCAUCCACUAUCCCACUAACCCUCAUCGUCAUUAUAAAGAAACUCCAAAUGCCCCCCUCUAUGUAUAGUCUAGUCUUGAGUGUACCAAUGCAAGUCCUAUAUUCGUAUGUGCCCUAAUAUAUCUAUUUUUUUUUUGUGUGUACUUUAGUUGAAUACGUAGCGAUUAAGUAGCUUCCUAGCCAUAAGUAUCUACCCCUAUACAUAUACGUCUAUACAUACAAUACAUAUACGGAUUAAAUUCCAGAUACUUGACACCAUGUACCCUUGCUCGUCUCUGAAUUUAGUUAAGUGUUUUUACCAGUGUAGUCGAAUAUCCAAACAAAAAAAACCAAAACAAAAACGAAUACGAUCUCCUUCUCUAAAUAGGACUAGAGCCGAUGUGUUUACUACUACCCAUGUCCGUAGA
Drosophila bipectinata is the source of this 2840-nucleotide messenger RNA. RefSeq names its product forkhead domain 3F (gene fd3F). Gene Ontology annotation, cellular component: nucleus. Gene Ontology annotation, molecular function: cis-regulatory region sequence-specific DNA binding; DNA-binding transcription factor activity. Gene Ontology annotation, biological process: regulation of DNA-templated transcription. NCBI's taxonomy places the organism in Eukaryota, Metazoa, Arthropoda, Insecta, Diptera, Drosophilidae. The record is from RefSeq and is a predicted model, not a curated record.